Molecule: messenger RNA, 2320 nt
Organism: Chinchilla lanigera (long-tailed chinchilla)
Lineage: Eukaryota; Metazoa; Chordata; Mammalia; Rodentia; Chinchillidae
Gene: Rabep2
Product: rabaptin, RAB GTPase binding effector protein 2
Exons: 13
Coding region: 161-1858 (565 amino acids)
Biological process (GO): endocytosis
Cellular component (GO): intracellular membrane-bounded organelle
Molecular function (GO): GTPase activator activity; growth factor activity
Source: RefSeq, a predicted model, not a curated record
CUCAGGCCGGCGCUCCGCAAUCCCCGCAACCUCGGGCCUGGGCAGCCCGCCAAGGGCCCAUCCGGAAACAGCCGAGCGGAUCCGGAAACAGCCGACAGGACCCGGAAGCGGUGAGCGCCGUCACCGGGGAGUGAGGGAAUUCGCCGUUUGCGCUGAAGUGAUGGCUGCAGCUGCGCCAGAGGCCGCGGGCGAGGACGGGCGGCAGCGGCGGCCCGGAGCCGCUCCUGACCGCCACCCCCAGGAGGAGGCAAAGGUGGAGGCCGAGUCAGGUGAGCUGGGCCGGCUGCGGGCCGAGCUGGCGGGCGCCCUGGCGGAAAUGGAGACCAUGAAGGCUGUGGCGGAGGUGAGCGAGAGCACGAAGGCGGAGGCUGUGGCUGCAGUGCAGCGACACUGCCAAGAGGAGGUGGCCUCGCUGCAGGCCAUCCUGAAAGACUCCAUCAGCAGCUACGAAGCCCAGAUCGCAGCCCUGAAGCAGGAGCGACAGCAGCAGCAGCAGGACUGUGAGGACAAGGAGCGGGAGCUGAGCCGCCUGCAGCAGCUGCUGGCCCGGGCCCACCCGCUGGACUCCCUGGAGAAGGAGAUGGAGAAGGCCCACGAGGACUCGGAGAAGCUGCGGGAGAUCGUGCUGCCCAUGGAGCAGGAGAUCGCGGAGCUCAAGGCGAAGCUGCUGAAAGCAGAGGAGCUGAUCCAGGAGAUCCAGGGACGGCCUCCGCCCCCGCCUUCCCUGCACGGCUCCGCAGAGUUAUUGUCCCUUUCCCGAAACCCGUCUCCCCCACUGGAGCCCCUGGAGGAGCUGAGUGGGGGCCCAGCAGCCGAGGCCUUUGCCCACAACUGUGACGACAGCGCCUCCAUCUCCUCCUUCUCCCUGGGCGGGGCAGGCAGCAGCGCCUCCCUGCCCCGUGGCCGCCGGGGCCUGAGCCCCGAGCAGGAAGAGACAGCCUCUCUGGUGUCCACCGGGACCCUGGUCCCUGAGGGCAUCUACCUACCCCCUCCCGGCUACCAGCUUGUCCCGGACGCCCAGUGGGAGCAGCUGCAGGUGGAGGGCCGGCAGCUGCAGCAGGACCUGGAAAGCGUCAGCCGCGAGCGGGAUGAGCUGCAAGAGGGGCUGAGACGCAGCAACGAAGACUGCGCCAAGCAGAUGCAAGUGCUGCUGGCCCAGGUCCAGAACUCGGAGCAGCUGCUGCGGACCCUGCAGGGCACCGUGAGCCAGGCGCAGGAGCGGGUGCAGCUGCAGAUGGCGGAGCUGGCCACCUCCCACAAGUGCCUGCGCCAUGAGGUAAAGCGGCUGAACGAGGAGAACCAGGGGCUCCGAGCCGAGCAGCCGCUGCCUGCAGCCCCCCAGGGCCAGGAGCAGCUCGAGGGCGAGAAGGAGGUGCUGCCUGGCUCAGUGCAGGAGCUGCAGCAGCUGUUGCACCGCACACAGCAGGAAGCGCAUGCCCGACAGCAGGCCCAGGAGCACGAGGCCGAGCGCCUGCGGAUCGAGAUUGUGACGCUGCGGGAGGCGCUGGAGGAGGAGACUGCAGCCAGGGCCAGCCUGGAGGGCCAGCUGCGCAUGCAGCGGGAGGAGACAGAGGUGUUAGAGGCCUCCCUGUGCAGCCUGAGGACGGAGAUGGAGCGGAUCCAGCAGGAACAGAGCAAGGCCCAGCGCACAGACCUCCUCGCUGAACAGAAGGCCAAGGUGCUGCGGCUGCAGGCUGAGCUGGAGACCAGCGAGCAGGUGCAGAGGGAUUUCGUCCGGCUGUCCCAAGCCCUGCAGGUGCGCCUGGAGCGGGUCCGCCAGGCAGAGACCCUGGAGCAAGUGCGUGGCAUCACGGAUGAGGUGCCCCUGAGGGACGUCAGGGACAUCAAGGACACGUGAGGGGCCAGGCGAGGAGCCCCACCCCACUCCCAGCGUCCUGGGCAGGACAGCCUUUCUCCACUACAGAAGCGGGAGGCAUCGGGGUCCUGAUGGCGUCCUUGCCCCCGCAGCCCAGCUUGAGGGGCCAGGCCGCCACUGCCCAGCGCCUCCUCCCGGGGUGGCCGGGCCUUCUGCUCUCAGGGAUGACACCUGGGUGAGGGUCCCAAGCCCCUCCCGGAACCAAAGGUGCAGGUUGACCCUGCAGCCCCCAGGCUCAGCACACACGCCCCAGCCCCCAGCAACAGCCGCACUGGUGGCCGGAAGCCUCUUAAACAUCCGGCGGUUCUCUUAAGAGCGCCCUGCGACAGGCAGCUGCUUUUUGGACUGCAUGACACUAAGACGCUGGUUCACAGGCUCAAGAUGUGCACGGAGGCAGGCCAGACUUUCUGUCGUUUAUUGUCAAUAAAUAAGCAGCUCAGCUCA